CUGACAAAGAGUAAAACAGGAAAUGAGACGAUAAAUGUCAGUAGAAAUCAACAAUGUUGUCUUUCUGGAAGAAAAUGUCUGGAAUAUUAAGCGUGUGGACGGUGUGUUUGUGUCUCUUGAUAAACAACGUGUUCGCCGGUAAAAUGAAGAUUGUUGAAGAGCCAAACACUUUCGGGUUGAAUAAUGCAUUUGUGGCUCAAGGAAGCAGAUUACAAGCUAGAGUGAACCCAUCACCAGUGUCUGGUCCAAAGCAUCUUCAUCGGCUGGCUGGGAAGUGUUUCAGUCUCACAGAGUCUAUGUACAAAUAUGAAUUCUGUCCAUUCCACAACAUCACUCAACAUGAGCAGUCCUUUCGGUGGAACGCUUACAGUGGGAUACUGGGGGUCUGGCAGGAGUGGGAAAUAGCAAACAACACUUUCACUGGUAUGUGGAUGAGAGACGGUGAUGCUUGUGGGAGCAGAAACAGAGAAACAAAGGUGAUUCUGGUGUGUGGCACAACCAGCAAGCUUUCCCAAGUCUCCGAGCCCAGCACCUGUGUGUACUCACUGACCUUUGAGACUCCACUUGUUUGCCAUCCACAUUCUCUUUUAGUGUACCCAACUCUGAACGAGCAACUACAAGAGGAGUGGGACGAAGCAGAGCAGGCUCGCUAUGAAGGUCUUAUAACUGAUCAGGGAUAUAACAAUCUACUGAGGGAUAUUUUUGGCGAUGCCGGACUACUGAAGAGCCAAAAAGUGAAAGUCGAUGAACCAGAAGCUGCAGGAGAUGCAGAAAAGCAUACCUCAUUACAGAAAUGUACAGAGGAUUACCAGAAACAAAGUGAAGAGAUUAAGAGGCUACGUGCUCUCCUUACUCAGCACAAUAUUCCUUACACUACAAAGCCAAAUGAAGAGAAAGGCGCUGUGAGCGUGACAGUGAAGGAUCAACACUUGAGAGGAGACACCGGUCUUUUUGAUCAGCUGUGAAAAUCACCAGGACCAAGUUACAAUCUCGUACAGAUCACCGACUUGAAUGUGAGAAUUGUGACAGACCCUGAUGGGAUGAAAACUGCUGUGACUGAGUCUGAUGGGACCACAUCUUAUAUUCAGUAUGAAGAACACUUUUUUGAGAACACUUUUUACCAAAAACAAUCAAUUCGUUUUGCAUGGAUCAUGUGGGGUUAUUAAAAUUUUGGAUAUAAUGUGCUACUUAUUAAAAGUCUUUUCCUUUCUA
Messenger RNA from Salarias fasciatus (jewelled blenny), 1212 nucleotides. RefSeq names its product N-acetylglucosamine-1-phosphate transferase subunit gamma (gene gnptg). The coding region runs from base 54 to 965 and encodes 303 amino acids. Gene Ontology annotation, cellular component: Golgi apparatus. The record is from RefSeq and is a predicted model, not a curated record. Lineage: Eukaryota; Metazoa; Chordata; Actinopteri; Blenniiformes; Blenniidae. The transcript is spliced from 11 exons.